UUUCCCCCAAAAAUGAUGUUUAUUAAUCCACGUCAUGUUGACGUUGAUUGUUAUGACGAUGAAGAGGAUACCGAAAAAGGAAAGCAACGAGGACGACAGAGAAGUUCGAGGGAAAGGGAUGGAUUUGAAAAUGGAUAUUUACAACGUAUAACCCUAAUUCUUGUAUGUAUUUACUUGUUUAUUUCAAUAUGUUUGGCUCUCUUCUAUUAUCCUUUGUUCGUUUUUUGA
This is a messenger RNA of Meloidogyne enterolobii, 228 nucleotides long. The record is from the annotation of a GenBank genome assembly. Lineage: Eukaryota; Metazoa; Nematoda; Chromadorea; Rhabditida; Meloidogynidae.